AUGGAUGAACAAAUUAGUGGCACCAUAUUAAUUGCUAUAGCCUCCUAUGGCCUCCAAGACCAGAUCAAAGUCUCCACCGCCAUAGAGUUUGGCCUCCUCGGCACCUCCUACCCGCCCUCUGACGGAUCCUUUAGGGACGACGCAAAACCCUACAUAAACCCUAUUAUAAACUUUCUCGCCAGCAAUGGUUCCCCGCUUCUGGCCAAUGUCCACCCCUAUUUUAGUUACAUCGGUGAUCGCCAAAAUAUCAAACUUCAGUACGCCUUGUUCACCGCCCCCGGCGUCGUCGUCCAUGACCCGAACAGCAACCUCGACUACCGGAACCUCUUUGAUGCCCUAAUGGAUGCUCUAUACUCUGCUCUCAAGAAGUCCAACGGCGCGAACGUGGAAAUUGUUGUGUCGGAGAGCGGGUGGCCAUCGGCCGGCGAGUCGGCGGCGACGACGGAGAAUGCAGGGACUUAUUACAAGAACUUGAUUGAUCAUGUUAAGGGAUCAGGCGGAACCCCAAAGAAGCCUGGACGAGCAAUACAGACUUAUUUGUUUGCCAUGUUUGAUGAGAAUAAGAAGCCGUGUGCUCCCACGGAGCAGCACUUUGGUCUUUUCUCGCCUGACAAACAACCCAAGUACCAAAUUAGCUUUAAUUAAAUACGUAUUUAUCAUAUGCGGAUCUUGUGAGAGAGUGGCUAGCUUCUGGCCCUGCUAGCUAUAUGUAUCUCACUGUAAUAAAGGCUUGUUCAUGGGAAAAGCUAUUUAUGCUAUAAUAUUAUGUUGGAAUAAGAUUUUCUAA
Molecule: messenger RNA, 787 nt
Organism: Malania oleifera
Lineage: Eukaryota; Viridiplantae; Streptophyta; Magnoliopsida; Santalales; Ximeniaceae
Product: glucan endo-1,3-beta-glucosidase, acidic-like
Exons: 2
Coding region: 1-645 (214 amino acids)
Biological process (GO): carbohydrate metabolic process
Cellular component (GO): plasma membrane
Molecular function (GO): hydrolase activity, hydrolyzing O-glycosyl compounds
Source: RefSeq, a predicted model, not a curated record